CUUGGAGCUAAAGACCGUGGCCUCUAAGAAAGAAAGCUAGAUCAAGAGGCCCUCUGGGGACUCUCAUUUCCCAGGGAAGUUUAGACAUUCAGGGUGAGAUGAAUGGCUAGAGGGGUAUGUUGUCCAUGAAAUGCUAACGUUUAAUUCUCAUAACAACUCCAUGAGGUAUAUUAUCUCCAUUUUACAUGUGAGGAAAUGAAGCUCAGCCUCACUAAGUACCUUGUCCUGGGUCACACAGCUAGAAAUGGCAGAUGUGGAGAAUUUGCAUUCAAAUUUGCCAAGUUUGUCUAACUCUGAAACUUGUUCUCAGUUGACUGAAGGGCUUAUGAUUUAAGUAGGCAACUGUCUUUUUCAAGAUUCCAAGAUUAUAUCAUACACCUAGUUUCAGCUGGAAUUUCUUUUUCUUUUCAAGUGCCUUCCAUGUACCAGAAACUGGAUGGGUACGUUUAGGAGAGACCAGAGUCCCAUUAUGGAGGGCGCGGGGGUAGGGAGAGCUAUCAUAUUGGACUCUGACAGCUGUUAGGUUUUCUGGAAUUGAAAUAAUGUCCACCAAAAUGUCAGGAAAGGAGACCACAUCCUGCCUCAUGUGUGGGUAAGAAGAGUGCAGAGGAUUUGAUAAACCCUUAUCCGGGAAGACCUUCCUUUGCAAAGAGCCCAUUUGGGGUGCCUGGCAAGAUACCAAAAUGGGUGAAGCCAUAGUUGCUCUCCACUCCCCCUCCCAUCUCCAGGCAAAAGAUGAAAAAGAAGGAUUCCCAGCAUCUUUGGAAGAAAUAGCACUUUACACAAGUGUCUUCAUGGCAUUUAUUCUUUCAACAAAUAUAUAUUGAGCAUUGUUCUAGGUACUGCGGACAUGGUGGUGAAAAAAGUUAUAUAGUUCAUGCUUUUAGAGAGUUUAUAUGCUGGUGGCAAGAGGCAAGAAAUAAAUAAGCAUAUAUCCUGUAGUAAGUACGACUGAGAGAGAUUUGGGUGGUCAGGGAAGGCCUUUCUAAAGAGAUGACAUUUAGGCUUCAGCCUGAAUGGCAAGAAGUCAGCUCUUGCAAAGACCUGGAGGAAGAGCCUUCCAGACAGAAGGGACAGGAAGUGCAAAGGCCCUGAGGCAGCAGCAGACAAGGUCAUUAUGAUCAACAAGAAAGAGGCUACCAUGGUUGAGGAGGGCUAUCUGAAGUGAAGUGGAAAAGGGAGUAGGGGCUGAUUGGAUGGGCUCCUGUAGGCUAUGAGGGAAGCACUUGGAGUUUUAUUCAAACUGUAAUGGCAAGCUGUUAGAGGGUUUUAAACAGAGAUAAGACACAAUCUGAUUUAUGUUAUGAAAAGAUUACUUUGGCUGCUGGACGGAGAGUAGAUAGUAGGGUAUGAGAGUAGAAAUAGGGAAGCCACUUAGGAGGCCCUCACUGAUAGGUUAGACAGGGGAGUUAGGAAAGAGGAAUCAAGGAUAACUCCUAGGUUUGUGGCCUUAGCUGCUGAGUGGACAUUGGGGCUAUUUCAUGCAACGGGGGUAAUAAGGUUAGGAGGUUAAGACAAUGGGAGAGAAAUCAUGAGCUGUGUUUUGACCAUGCUAAGCUGAAAUGCUUGUUUGGCAGCCACAUGGGGCUGUGAGUAGACAGUCUGAUUUCGAAUCUGGAAUUCAGUGGAUAGCUUAGGGAUAUAUACACAUAUCCCUAAAUGUGUGUGGGGGGGUGUGUGUGUGUACACACAUAUAUUUGGGGUCAUAUGCAUCACUUCAUUUCAGUGGUUGGUUCGCAGACAGUCUCUCCAGAAAAAAAAAAAAAAAAAGAAAAUGCUCUGAUUUGUAAUGUUUGCUGAUUUCUAUGGUAUAAAUACUCACACCAUGGCUGAUUUCAGGCUACCAGUAACCACUGCCUUGCAAAAGUCCCGGACAUUUAACAAUCAGUUCCCAGAGCCAUUGCUUCAUUUGUUCAUCAAAACAUCCCUUGAAGUUGGCAGGAAUAUCCAUUUGACAGAUGAGGCUUAGAGAGAUAAAGUGAUUUAUUCAAAGUCACACAGGAAGUUGGUGGCAAAAUUAGGGGCCACCUGACCCCCAGUGGACUCUGGCUUGCUGACUGGGACAAUAAAACAGACCGCAGCAGGAAGCACUGUGGGAGAAAUAUAAGGAAGAACUACCCCCCCCCCGCUCCCCCCCCCACCCCGCCCUGCCAAAUUUUUAGAGGUCAUGGUUUAGGAUUUUUUUUUUCCUUUCUCUAACUCACUUCCUUUUACAAUGAUUUGGGACAAAUUAGGACUGAGAGGUUGCUGGAAAAGCCCUCAAGAUAUAGGGACCUCAGGAUGCUUUUGGAAGUCAGGCGACUGUAGGGAGCUGUUGUGUGUCUGUGGCGGCUUAGCUCCUGUGUCUCCCCCAGGACAGCAGAGCUGGUCGCCUCUCCUUCUGUACGAAGGUGUGCUAUGGCAUUGGAGGGGUCCCCAACCAGGUGGCCUCCAGCGCCAUAGCCUUUUACCUGCAACUUUUCCUGCUUGAUGUGGCACAGAUCCCUGCUGCCCAGGUGUCACUUGUCCUGUUUGGAGGGAAGGUGUCUGGGGCAGCUGCCGACCCUUUGGCUGGGUUCUUCAUCAACAGAAGCAGGAGGACAGGGUCUGGACGACUCAUGCCCUGGGUGCUGGGCUGCACGCCCUUCAUUGCCUUGGCCUACUUCUUCCUGUGGUUCCUGCCCCCCUUCACCAGCCUGCGGGGCCUCUGGUAUACAACCCUCUACUGCCUGUUCCAGGCCCUGGCCACGCCCCAGGGAGCGGGACUCGGCCACUGCGUACCGGAUGACCUUGGAGAUGGCAGGGACGCUGAUGGGAGCCACUGUCCACGGACUCAUCGUGUCUGGUGCCCACGGGUCCCACAGGUGCAAGGAGGAUGCGCUCCCAGGACAAGUGGCCAUCUCCCCCAGUGCGAGUCGUCUUUACUCCAUUGCAGCCGCCGUGGUUACUGUGACUUAUCCCGUGUGCAGUAGUCUGCUGUACCUGGGGGUGAAGGAGCAACCAGACACCUCUGCCCCAGCCUCAGGCCAGGGCCUGGGCUUUCUAGCUGGGCUGGGCCUCACGGUUCGGCACCCACCCUACCUGAAGUUGGUCAUCUCCUUCCUGUUCAUCUCAGCAGCCGUUCAGGUGCAGCAGAGCUACCUGGUCCUGUUCUGUACACACGCCUCCCAGCUGCACGACCACGUCCAGAGCCUGGUGCUAACCAUCCUGGUCUCGGCAGUGCUGAGCACCCCGAUGUGGGAGUGGGUUCUGCAUCGAUUUGGGAAGAGGAUGUCGGCCCUGGGGAUCUUUGGGAUGGUGCCAUUUGCAAUCCUGCUGGCUGCUGUGCCCACGGCACCCGUGGCAUACGUCGUGGCCUUUGUAUCUGGCAUAAGCAUUGCUGUGUCCUUGCUGCUACCCUGGUCCAUGCUUCCGGACGUCGUGGAUGACUUCCAGCUGCAGCACCAGCACGGCCCAGGGUUGGAGACCAUCUUCUACUCAUCCUAUGUCUUCUUCACCAAGCUUUCAGGUGCAGGUGCCCUGGGCAUCUCCACUCUCAGCCUGGAUUUUGCAGGGUAUGAGUCAGGAGCCUGCAAGCAGGCGGAGCAGGUGGUGGUGACCCUCAAGGUCCUCAUCGGUGCCGUGCCCACCUGUAUGAUCCUCGUCGCUCUGUGCAUCCUCAUGGUCGGCCCCACUCCAAAGGCGCCGAGUCGGGACAGCUCCCGCUCCCUUGGGAGAAGGACCAGCUACAGCCUUGCUUGAAUUUGAGACUCCUGUGAGCCUCAACGGCAGGAGCAGCGUCUUCUCGGCUCCAAGUCCCCCUUUCCUCUCAGCCCUUCGGCACCCCUGCUUCACAGUUUACACACGACCCGUCUCUUCCCCUGGGU
Molecule: messenger RNA, 3845 nt
Organism: Hippopotamus amphibius kiboko
Lineage: Eukaryota; Metazoa; Chordata; Mammalia; Artiodactyla; Hippopotamidae
Gene: MFSD2B
Product: MFSD2 lysolipid transporter B, sphingolipid
Exons: 13
Coding region: 2470-3720 (416 amino acids)
Biological process (GO): carbohydrate transport
Cellular component (GO): membrane
Molecular function (GO): symporter activity; sphingolipid intramembrane carrier activity
Source: RefSeq, a predicted model, not a curated record